CAUUCACAAACCUCGCUCGCCGUCCGUCACUCGAGCGAGCCUUGGAAAAAUCGAUACUGGCGUCGGCCAUCGCAAAGAGUGCAAGUGAGGUGAAAAGUUUUCGUCUUUCCAGUUUAGAUCAUAAUUUGUAGUGAAUUUGUGCAAGAAACGUCAUUAACAAAAAUUCGGCACACUGGCGGACACCAUCAGCAUAAUGGACGCGGUCGAGGAGAUGGACCUGAUCGAGGAUGACAACAUCACCGGUGCGUCCGAUGAUGAUGACGACGAUAAUCCAAGUAGUCCGGGCAGCGCGUACGACGAUGGGACCAACCUGAUCGAUGUGGCCAUGGAAAAUGAAGUUACCGCACAGCUGGUUGCCGCUGGCGUAGUAGGCGUUGCAGCAGCAGCCGCCAUCACAUCGUCCAAAAAGAAGAAACGGCCACAUUCAUUCGAGACCAAUCCGUCUAUCCGGAAGCGGCAGCAGAAUCGAUUGCUGAGGAAGUUGAGGCAAACCAUUUUUGAGUACGCUACACGUGUCGGUCAGCAGGCGGUCGUCUUGGUUGCCACUCCUGGCAAGCCGAACAACAUUUUCAAAGUUUUCGGUGCAAAACCCCUAGAGGACGUUCUGAAAAAUCUCCGCCCAAACGUCAUGGAUAAACUGGACGAAGCUCUGGCAGCGCAAGCCCCUCCACGAGUUCAGGACGAUCCAUCGUUGUUCGAACUGCCUCCGCUAAUCAUCGACGGCAUCCCGACGCCGGUAGAGAAGAUGACACAAGCACAGCUCCGCGCAUUCAUCCCACUGAUGCUGAAGUAUUCCACAGGACGGGGAAAACCUGGUUGGGGAAGGGAUUCAACACGUCCAGCUUGGUGGCCUAAGGAACUUCCCUGGGCUAAUGUUCGAAUGGAUGCCCGUACCGAAGAGGAAAAACAGAAGAUAAGUUGGACUCAUGCUCUGCGAAAGAUUGUCAUCAACUGCUACAAAUAUCACGGCAGAGAAGAUCUGCUUCCAGCGUUCAGCGAAGAAGACGAGAAGGCCAACGCCAUAGCAACGGCUAAUUCUAAUGUUGAGCAGAUCAAGAUUCAGAACACAAACGUCAUAACGACUACCACAACGGGAGGAAACUCCUUGGCAAGUAGUAGCACAACCGGCGGUCAACAAAUCGUCAUCCAGCAUCAGCCAACACAUACAACUAUCACGACCACUGCGGCCAAUCCCCAUCAAACGACGCAGAUCAUCAAGGAGGUCUCGGACGGGACGAUUCAAAUCCAACAGCACCCGUCGCCCACGCAGACCCUGAAUGCGCAGGUUUGCCUCGACUCGAUGGCGCUAAGCGAUGUGGAUUACACGCACACAGUACUUCAAACAAUCCAGAACCCCGAUGGAACCGUUUCGAUCAUUCAGGUCGAUCCCAACAAUCCAAUCAUCACGCUUCCAGACGGAACGACGGCACAAGUGCAAGGCAUCGCUACGUUACAAGCCCAAAACGACGGCGGAGUUCACACAAUUCAAACCAUUUCCGAUGGGCAGGGUGAAAGUAUGUCGGUGGAUCUGACGGAGGCAACCCUUGGACAGGAUGGGCAGCUAAUAAUCACCGGUGAAGAUGGUCAAGAGUAUUCCUACUCGGGCUUCCCGGUCAGUGGCAUGAUAACGGUCCCAGUGUCAACCCAGAUGUAUCAGACCAUGGUCGCCAACAUCCAGCAGCUGCCGAACGGGGACGGAACGGUGUGCAUAACGCCAAUGCAGGUACAUAAUCAAAACCAAACAGUGAAUCUUAACAACCGGACGACUGUACCUACGCAAAACGUGACCAUUUCAAACAACAGUAGUAAUAAUAGUGCCAAUGUCAGUAACGUUACUUAUAACAGUCUCCUUCAGAGCAACGGUAGUUUCAAUAUCAAUCACCUUAAGAGGCCUCGAAGCGAUUCGAGUAUUGCUAACGCUAGUUUAGCUAACAUCGCGAAUAUGACCCGUCGAAACCAAAUUGACCAAAUUAAUCAGUUGCUAGCAAGCCAAAGUAAGAAAAUCAAUGUGAUAGCAAAUAACAAUAAUAAUAACAGUCAAAACGCUCACAAUAACAAUGUGAAAAUUAAUCUCCCGAAAGAACCGACCGCUGAGUCGGAUGAAUCGUGCCAAAAAACCUCUUCCUCUGCCGUCCCAACUCCGACAAACCCAGUUCUUCCUCAGAGUAUCGUCAUACAACUAAAUGGGUCCAUCCUGAACAAGGAAGUGGAUCUGUCGGCAGUGAUCGAAAAACAGAUCCAGCUUGUUAAGCAAGAACGAGAGGCGGCACAGCUCAGAAGUCAAAACCAAACCCAUAAAAUAUCCAGUGCUCCACCUCAGCAACCAUUGACUGCACCAAAUGACGACAACGGCUCGCCUACUAUGUCCUCCUCAAUGGCAUCUGCUCCAAUCAAAAUGGAGGGCGAUUGUCAGGAAAACGUCGACGAGAUGGAUAAAGAUGAGGAAGAGGAAAACGUCUAUGAAACCGAAGAGAUUACCAUUACCAGAAUCUGAUUGGCUUUACGGAAAAUUAGGCUAUUUCUUAUUAGUAUUUAUCCCACUGUAAUUUAUUCUGUCGUGCUCAGUACCAUUUUUUGAAACGACUGAGCUAAUCAAGUUCAUUUUUACCGAAUCUCUACAACUUUUGACAUUUCAUUAUCGGUAAAUCAUCGAGUCUCUGCAAAUCAAAUUACUGGGCGUUUUAAAAAUCAGUGAAAAAAUCUUGGCUUAAAGGUUGAAGUAGAUGUGAAUGACUGUUUGCAACGGUCAAAGACCCUGACUUGGACGUACUAUACUUUUAGACUCAAAGCGCACACCACCAUUUGUUUUUCCUUGAGUUACGCCAUUUUAGUCAUAUUAUUAGUAUGGACUGGUUGAGUUUGUGUAGAAUUUCGGUUCAUUAUUUUAUUACUGUAAAAAAACAGAUUGAUAAAUCAUGUACAUUUAGGAAAAAUAGAUUAAUCUGCAUGCGUCACUUUCCUACCAUUGGCAAUACCGGAAUUUUUGUUCAAGAAUCCAAAUGUGCCAAAUAUAACACACCAAAGUACGAGGCCAUUCAACAAAAUAAUGUAACCAAACGCAGUAGGCGUUGAAAUGGUUACAAUCAUAGUGACAAUCUAGUCGGCCUAGCAUAUUGCAUAGGUGCCAUCAAUCCCAGUCUGAAUCGGUCCGCAUAUUCAAGCAUCGUUGUGGACUGGCUGCAAUCAUGUAACGUCUACCUAUCAAAUCUAUUUAUUGAGUAGAAAAUGACAAAUAAGAAGGGUCACAAAACAGAAACCAAAUCGUGCAAUUUGAUUUUAACGAAGUGAAUUGUCUAGCUAAAUAGGAAAUGUAUUUCUAAAUUGCAUCAUUUAUUUAUGAAAGUAGUCAUCGCGUUUCGCGCCGUGAAACGAACUAGAUUUAAGUUGUAGAACAGAGUCAACCUGAAUUUCCAAUGUAUGUUUUCAUAUUUAGUUUCGUGCCAUUUUUGUUUACUUUAGUGUUCGUGUUUUGCAUUAUUUAUUUCUCAUCCUAAUAAGAUAUGAUUUCGUGUGUUUGUUUAGUAUUUCGGUAUUUUGUAAGAUGUUUAUGAUAGAAAAAAGUCAACCCUUAAAUUUGUAUUGCAAUAAAGAGAGUAUCUUUUUA
Messenger RNA from Aedes aegypti (yellow fever mosquito), 3604 nucleotides. It is a transcript of the gene ewg, whose product is annotated as DNA-binding protein Ewg. Bases 194 to 2494 code for a protein of 766 amino acids. The record is from RefSeq and is a predicted model, not a curated record. Gene Ontology annotation, biological process: regulation of transcription by RNA polymerase II. The transcript has 8 exons. Lineage: Eukaryota; Metazoa; Arthropoda; Insecta; Diptera; Culicidae. Gene Ontology annotation, cellular component: nucleus. Gene Ontology annotation, molecular function: DNA-binding transcription factor activity, RNA polymerase II-specific; RNA polymerase II cis-regulatory region sequence-specific DNA binding.